Molecule: messenger RNA, 2551 nt
Organism: Setaria italica (foxtail millet)
Lineage: Eukaryota; Viridiplantae; Streptophyta; Magnoliopsida; Poales; Poaceae
Product: U-box domain-containing protein 39
Exons: 1
Coding region: 379-2079 (566 amino acids)
Biological process (GO): protein ubiquitination
Cellular component (GO): cytoplasm; nucleus
Molecular function (GO): protein binding; ubiquitin-protein transferase activity
Source: RefSeq, a predicted model, not a curated record
CCGAGCACUCGACACAUCACGCCCCCAGCGAAACCGAGCCUAAAACCCAGCGAAACGAGCCCAAACCGCGCGCCCCCGGCACCGAAACACGCCGCGACCCCGAUCCCUUCCAGGCUAAGCAAGGCUCUUCCCCUGCUCCUGCCCGCCUUCCUUCUCUCUCCCGGUCCCGGCGCAUAAAACGAAGCGCGCUCCACACUCCCCAAGCUACAGCCAGCCAGGGAACAAAGCACCCGAACCCCAAAAGGAGAGAACACGAAACCAAAAAACAAAAGCCCAUGGCUGCCUCCGCAGCAGCAAAAGCACCCUCCUCCCCCCGCCGCCGCUGCUAAGCUACCUAUACAUAGCAUCCCACCUUUCCGGCCACACGCCGGCCGGUCCAUGGGUGCGGCGCGUCCGCGGCGCUGGAAGCUGCCGUUCCACCGCGCCGCCGGCGGCACCGGCAGCGCGCCGUGCUCGCCGUCCCCGUCCUCCAGGUCGUCCGCGGCGCCGGCGCCCGCGUCCCCCGCGCGGUCGGAGGCGUGGGCGGCGGAGGCGGUGCCGGAGGAGUUCUUGUGCCCGAUCUCCGGCGCGCUUAUGGCGGACCCCGUGAUACUGGCGUCGGGGAGGACCUACGAGCGGGCCUGCCUCCAGGCCUGCGCGGAGCUUGAGUUCCUGCCCCCCGGCGUGGAGCCCGGGGGCGCGGAGACGGUGAUUCCGAACUCGGCGCUUAAGGCGGCCAUCGGCACCUGGUGCGCGCGCACCGGCCGGGCGGUGCCGGCGUCACCGUCGGCCCAGGCGGCGCGGGAGGCCGUGCUGCGGGCGAUGCCCCAGGCGGCCAAGUCUGUGAGGACGACGGCCAGGCGCCCGGCGGUGAUGGCGGCGAGCUCGUCCAACUCGUCCUACUCGUCCCCGGCGUCCACGUCGUCGUACGGGUCGUCCUCGGAGAUCGUCCCCGCGGAGGAGGAGGAGAACGGCGGGAGCGCGAGGCCAGUCAAGGAGGCGGCGGCGCAGGCGCAGGUAGUCAGGGAGGUGGAGGUGGAGGCGGCGCCGGUCGACCCGCUGGAGGACGAGGUGGUGGCCAAGGUGAUGGACGCGGACGAGGACGGGAUGGUCGCGGCGGCAAUGGGUGCGCUCCGCGAGGCCACGCGCGAGAGCGCGGAGCGGCGGCGCGCGCUGUGCACGCCGCGCCUCCUCGGCGCGCUGCGGCGGGUGCUGCUGCUCCCGCGCCACGCGGCGGCGCGGGUGGACGCGGCGGCGGCCCUCGUCAACCUCUCCCUGGAGCCGGCGAACAAGGUCCGCAUCGUGCGCGCGGGCGCCGUGCCGGCGCUCGUGGAGGUGCUCCGGUCCGGGAACUCGGCGCCCGAGGCGCGGGAGCACGCGGCGGGGGCGCUCUUCGGGCUCGCGCUCAACGAGGACAACCGCGCCGCCAUCGGCGUGCUGGGCGCGGUGCCGCCGCUCCUGGAGCUCCUCACCUCCCCCGCCCACCCACCCCGCGCGCGACGCGACGCCGGGAUGGCGCUCUACCACCUCUCCCUCGCCGCCGUCAACCAGUCUAAGGUGGCGCGCUUCCCGGGCGCGCCCAAGGCGCUCCUCGCCGUGGCCUCCGGAGCCGCCGAGCCGGGGCCCAUCCGCCGGCUGGCGCUCAUGGUGGUCUGCAACGUGGCCGCCUGCUCCGAGGGCCGCGCCGCGCUGAUGGACGCGGGCGCCGUGGCGUCCGUCGCGGGCAUCCUCGACGACGCCGACGGCGGCGGCAGCACCGCGGACCUGGAGGAGUGGUGCGUGUCGGCGAUGUACGCCAUGAGCCGCGGCAGCCUCCGGUUCCGGGGCCUGGCGCGCGCCGCGGGCGCCGACCGAGCGCUCCGUCGCGUGGUGGCCGACGAGGGCGGCGGUGUCCGGCGCGAGAUGGCGCGGAAGACGCUCCGCGCCAUGCGGGGCGACCUAGACGAGGACGGCGAGUACAACGACCUGACGGGAAGCAGCCUCGAGUGCGGCGACGGCGAGGACUGCGGCGGGAGCAUCGUCUCCGACGGGCUCAUGUCGUUCCGGCGCCGGCAGCGCGAGCUCGGCGUGUCGUCCUGCGGCAACACCGCCGAGUUCUGACGACCAACAACAUUCUCCGGCGAUCCUUGUCCAUGGCAAUGAAUGUUUUGUAUGUAAAUUGCUUCGCUUAGGUUCGCAUUACAGCGUUAGGCAUCUGUGGUGUGCUGUGUGAGAGAUCAGACUCAUCAGAGAUGAUGAAAACGUCCAUGGUUUUUGGAACGGUGGCAAUGGCUACUGCUGUGUGAUCUGUGUGACUGCGAGUGAAGCCUGAAGCCUGCUGCGUGUUGGUGCUGAUCUGUCGUGCGGAACGUCAUGUGCAAAGAGAGUGCCACGGGCUCGUGUGCCGGACAAGGCGCGGGGUGGAUGUUGCUUGCAAGUCAGAGCAUGGCUUUGUUCUAUCCGUACUCGCACACCUGCUGAUGCUGCUGGCUGGCAGCUCGUGUCCUUGACGGGCAAUUGUUUUCAGAGCAUGUGUCUCCGUCUGUAAAUCAAACCAUCUUUACGCCCUGAUCUGAUCUUCUGAGUUCUCAUU